AAAAAUAUAGAAAAGGGUUUAUCUUUUACAAAAGAGGAAGUAGGAUGAAUAUGGUGACUCAAGAUUUCUCUCUCUGUAAAACCCUAAACCCCAAAUUCUCUCUUCUCCAUUGCUCAUCUCUCUCACCAUUCUCCAAUCCACUUCGAAAGACUCUCACUUUCCCACCUCAAAAUGCUCCAAAACCCUCCCACUUCCCCACCAUCCCCGCAAUUCUCGCUUCCGGAGGAAAAUCGCGAGAUCUCCGUUCAUACGCCGGCCGGAGCAAGAAAAAGCCGCCCGGCCCAGGCGGCGGCUCCUCAUCGGGAGGACGCAUCGAGGGCAACGCCGAAUUUCGCCGGGAAGUAAAACGCAACGCUCGCCGGAGAAACAAGAAAAUGGCGGAAUCACUCUUUUACCGUUUGAAAAACCCUAACAGAAACCAUCCAGAUAAUUUCACAGAAGACGAGCUCCAAGAAAUUGGACUUGGGUACGAUAGAUUGGUUAGGUUUAUGGAUAAGGACGACCCCAAUUUACGAAACCCUAAUGAUUGGUACAAGUACGGCGAAUUCGGGCCCUAUUCGUGGCGCGGUGUGGUGCUCGGCGACCCGGUUCGGGGGCGAUUUUCGGACGAGAGAGUGGCUAUGAUCAGCGAGGUUAGGGAUGCAGAGGAGUGGGAGAAGAUUGAGAAAUCGGAAAUGGGACAGAAAUUUGGGAAGAGAUUGGAGCAAAUGGAUAGGAAAAAGUUUAAGUAUUUUUGGGUUUUUGUUAGGCAUCCAAGGUGGAGACUUUCAGAGCUUCCAUGGCAGCAAUGGACAUUGGUAUGUGAAGUUGUUGUUGAAAAUGGUUUUGAUCAAAGAUUAGAUAAAUGGAAUUUAAUGGGUAGAUUAGGGAAUAUGACAAGAUCAAUGAUAACAAAAUGUGCAGCUUGGUUUAGACCAGAUAUAAUUUAUGUUAAGAGACCUGUUUAUCAAUGUAGAUUUGAGCCUCAAGAUAAUUUCUUUAAGGUUUUAAUGCCAUUUCUCGAUCCGAAAACGGAGAAAGAUUGUUUGUUUGAGUUGGAGAAAGAUGAUGGGAGUGUUGAGUUGUGUACUUACUAUGGUGGGCUUUGUAAGAUUUUGAAGGUUAGUCAAAAGGUAGGUUAUGUUGAUGAUGUUGUUAAGGCUUAUGAGAAAUUGAGUGAUGAAGAUAAAUCUAAGUGUUUGGAGUUUUUGCUUAAGAAUCAUCCAAUGCAGUUGUUGCAUCCUUAUACUAAGGAAUGGAAGGCGAAAUUGGAGGAGAUUGAACUCGGUUGUGAUGCCCCGGAUGAUGAUGAGAGCGAUAUGCGAGUGGGCAAUGGUUCGGGUGAGAUUGUGGAUUGGAUCGAGGAAGAAGAAGAAGAAGAAGAAGAAGAUGAAGUUGUUGUUGAUGAGGAAGAAGAAGAUAGUGAAGAAGAAGAUGAAGAUGAAGAAGGUGAUGAUAAGUAUUGGGAAGAUGAGUUUAAAAAGGCAUUGACAAGCUCAGAAGGAAUGGAGAAUUUAGUGAAGAGGAGUGUGGAGUUGUCUAAUGAAAGGUAUAGAGAGCAUUUAGGUGCUGCAAUGGAUAUGGAAGAUAAUGAUGAUGGUGGUGGUGAUGGUGAUGAUAAUGAUGGUGGUGAUGGUGAUGAGAUUGAGAUGAGGGGUAAGAGGGCUAAAGUGAGUCCAGAGGAAUGGAAGAUAGUUGGAAUUGGUCCAUGGAGGAAGAGAAUCAAGAAGAGUAGAAUCCCACCUGAACUUUUUCUUAGAGCUGCAGUUAGACCUUUUACUUAUAGAAAUUUAGUAAAGGAGAUUGUUUUGACAAGACAUGGAAUUUUGGAUGGUGAUAUUAGUUCAACUGAUAAUUUAUUGUAAGAUAAAAGAUUUUUGUAGAUUAGAGUGAGUAGAGUGCUAUCAUUAUUCAUUUUCAUUCAUGUAAUGAAAUGAAUUUACUUUGUUUCAUAUUCUAAUCUUUAAAAUACUUUACCAAAAUUCAAUUUUUUCUAUUUUA
Messenger RNA from Cannabis sativa, 1980 nucleotides. RefSeq lists its product as uncharacterized. Lineage: Eukaryota; Viridiplantae; Streptophyta; Magnoliopsida; Rosales; Cannabaceae. The record is from RefSeq and is a predicted model, not a curated record. The transcript has a single exon. Bases 45 to 1844 code for a protein of 599 amino acids.